Asparagus officinalis (garden asparagus) is the source of this 1791-nucleotide messenger RNA. Its product is annotated as protein PIN-LIKES 4-like. The coding region runs from base 408 to 1664 and encodes 418 amino acids. Gene Ontology annotation, cellular component: membrane. Gene Ontology annotation, biological process: endoplasmic reticulum to cytosol auxin transport. The transcript has 11 exons. NCBI's taxonomy places the organism in Eukaryota, Viridiplantae, Streptophyta, Magnoliopsida, Asparagales, Asparagaceae. The record is from RefSeq and is a predicted model, not a curated record.
UCAGUUAUAAUUUGAACUAUUUUAGUAUCCAAUGAAAAGAGAUAUGGAAAGAAGAGGAAGAGAAAGAAAGAAGAAGUGAAGAUCAUCCUCUCCCUUCUCUCUUCCGGUCUGCCGUUUCUGCAGGUUUCAUGGUUCAACCCUGGAGUCCCAGUUCAUGGAAUUUGGUGACAAGUAAUUCUUCAAAAAGAAAGAUACACUAUCGAUAAACAACUGGUUAUCAACAUCUUCCCUGUGAGGCUUCAAAUUAUCCUCUUAUGCACCUUGGUUUUGGUGGGUUAAUCAACAGAAAAUCUAGUCACUUGAGGAAAUCUAACCAGAAAAUCUAGUCACUUGAGGAAAUCUAACUUACACCGCUGAUGUGUAUAUUGCAGAGAGGGAUAUAAAUUUUUACCCGAAGCAUCUUCAUCAUGGGUCUUUUAGGGCUCUUUCUCACUGCAUCAAUGCCAGUGCUGAAUGUUCUUCUUCUAACUGCGGUGGGAUCAAUUUCAGCAACUAGUCGUGUGAACAUCCUAAACCAAGAAGCAAGGAAGCAUUUGAACAAUGUGGUAUACUAUGUUUUCAAUCCAUCCCUUGUAUCCAGCAAUUUAUCCCAGACAAUAACACUUGAGAGCAUGGUUUUACUGUGGUUUAUGCCAGUCAGUCUCGUACUCAACUUUGUUAUUGGUUCGGCACUUGGGUGGAUUGUCAUUCAGGUCACGAGCUCUCCUCCUCAUUUAAGGGGCGUAAUUUUGGCAUCUUGUUCGGCUGGUAACAUUGGAAAUUUACUCAUCAUCCUUGUACCUGCAAUGUGUAAAGAGAAAGGCAGCCCAUUAGGAAGCCCAGAUGUUUGCGAUACGUAUGGAAUGGCAUAUGCAUCUCUCUCUUUAGCUAUAGGUACAAUUUUGCAAUGGUCAUACGUAUAUAACCUUGUAAGGAUAUCUUCACCUUAUAAAGAAGAAAAUGUGAGUGCCAAGUUGUCAAAAAUGGAUUUUCAAGAAGAAUCCAGAUGUUUACUCCCACAGAGCUGUAUGGCUAAGGAAAUAUCGAAUAGCAAUUGUUUAUUAUAUACUCAAUGUUUAAAUGAGCCUGCAUCUCCUCUUGAACCUUAUGGGGGUAAUGAUAAGAAGGUUCCGAGACUGGAUGACAGAAAAACAUUGUUGAGAAGGCUUUCAAGAAUAAUCGACAUCAAAAAGUUGUUUGCUCCAGCAUCCAUUGGAGUGAUUAUUGGGCUUAUUAUUGGCUCAGUCCCACAAAUUAAAAGAUGGAUAAUAGGACAGGGUGCUCCACUGCGGGUGAUCCAAGAUUCAGCUACUUUGUUAGGUAAUGGUACAAUUCCAUGUAUCCACCUGAUAACGGGAGGAAACCUCACUAAAGGUCUACAAGGCCCAACUAUAAAAUUCUCCAUUAUUCUUGGAGUUAUGAUUGUUCGAUACAUUGCCUUGCCUUUGAUAGGCAUAUUUAUAGUUCAAUGGGCAGUUCAUCUAGGCCUGGUGCACUCAGAUCCUUUAUAUCAUUUUAUUCUGCUGCUACAAUAUGCUGUUCCACCUGCAAUGAACAUUACUUCCAUGGUCCAAAUGUUCGAGGUAGGACAAGGCGAACUAUCUGUUAUCUUUCUGUGGACUUAUGUUAUGGCUUCAGUAGCCCUUACUCUUUGGUCAACACUCUUCCUGUGGAUUGUCUCUUGAGAAUCUGCAUCGCUUCAGCAUCAGAAAUGGAAAUGAUUUCGCUAUUUACUUGGUUGGCCUAUAGAAGUAAUAAUGGAAGUAGAGCAAAUUGUAAGCAGGGAAGUUGAGCCACUAGAAUUUUGUUAAU